CGAUGUUUUUCUUCAGUCGAGUAUUAGUACAAGACACUGAAGAAGUCUGCACAUUGUAGACGAAAUACGCGUAUCUGUCAAGGAUAAGCAAAUAAAGUAGUGGAAUUAAAUGGAAAAUACUAAUCCUUCUCUCUCUCAUUAUACAGGUAUUCCACUAAGACGCCCACAUUCAUCAGGAUUCAUCAUGGCAACCAAGCCGUCGGAGCCAAAUAAAUUCAUCGGAUUGAAGAAAACCAUCGCAUCGCUUCACAAGGACGUAGCAUUUCUGAAGAAAUGCCAAAAAUAUAAGGUUAUACCUAUAAGCCAUAGGAUUAAGGUACGGACACCCACCCCACCCAGCGUAGUAAAGAGGAUGGAAGCAGAGUUCAUCAAGGAUAGCAUCAGACGGCUAUAUAGCAAACUGGACAUGAAGGUUUUGGAAUGUUAUUAUCUACAUCUCAAAUUGGCCAAGGAGUAUCCAAUUAAAUUCCAGGAGUUUCUGUCUAGGGCCAAGGUAGCAGAGGAGUGCGAAUCGGAUAGGAAGCGGAAGCUGCAGGAUAGGAAGCUAAACAGACUACGGCAGGAGUCUCAACGGAGACGGACGACACACCGAACGGGUGAGCAGAUCCCAUCAACCAUCACCACGACGCCGAGGGUUCACUCCAUUGAUGGGUUGGUUGUCAACCGAUCGACGACCGCAUUCACGGAAGAACAAUUGAUACACCUCAACAAGGGGCUAGGAUACGCGGUUACAACCAAGCCAGACGUGGAGCAGAUCAUCAUUGACGUAGAAACAGCGAUUACCAAGACGCUUCCAACAACAUCACAGAAUACGGUUAGGACUAUCACAUCGAACAUAAUCAAGGACGGACAGGACGGACGCGCCAACGAAAAAGAAAUUCGGAUUGUAAAGGAGCUAAAAAGUAAAGCAGUAUACUACGUAAAGGCAGACAAGGGAAACGCGGUCGUUAUCAUGGACAAGGACGAUUACGAUAAUCAAAUGAUAACGAAGAUUAACAACGGACCGUAUAGACAGCUUCGAGUAGACCCCUUACAGAACAUAGUGAAACGCGUGGAGAAAGCACUGAAGGAGUGCAAAUCGAUAUUAGGAGAUGGAGCAGGUCGUAUACGGGAACCCAAUCCCAUUCUACCCAGGAUCAAAGGUCUUCCCAAAGUCCACAAACCAGGAAAUGAAAUGCGAGAGAUCGUGUCUGCAGUUGGUUCCCCCACCCACAAACUAGCGAAGUGGCUAGUCAAAGAGUUCCAGAGUAUGCCGAAUCAGUUCCAGAGUAAAGCAGUUAGUAACACCCAGGAGUUCACCCAGCAACUACAAUCUUCAGGAGACAUCAACGAGGACGAGAUUAUGGUAUCUUUCGACGUCACAGCUCUUUUUCCCAGCGUACCGGUCAAGGAAGCGAUCAACCAUUUGGAGGACUGGCUAUUAACACAACGAGAGGAUGCAGCAUGGAGAAACAAGGUUCGGACGUACCUUAAGCUGACCCGCCUUUGUAUGGAAGAGAACUACUUCUCUUUCCGAGGUAACUUCUACAAGCAGACGAAAGGAGCCCCAAUGGGAAACCCCCUAUCCCCCUUCUUGUGUGAACUUUUCAUGGCCAACUUGGAGACAAUCCUGAAGGAGAAAGGACUAUUACCAAACCGUUGGUGGAGGUUUGUUGACGAUAUCUUCAGCGUAGUUAAACGGGAAGCCCUUCCACAAAUUUUAGAUGAGAUCAACAGAAUUCAUAAGGAUAUCAAAUUCACUCACGAGGUAGAAAAAGACGGGAAACUCGCAUUUCUCGAUCUUCUAGUCAUCAGGGAAUCGUCAUCAUCUUCCUCGCUUGAAUACGAAAUUUACAGGAAACCAACAAGCACCAAAAGAGUUAUCCCCUAUACUUCCAACCAUUCGUUCCAGCAGAAAAUGGCCGCCUUUCACCACAUGAUUCACCGAAUGCAGACUCUUCCACUCAGCGAUACAGGAAAGGUUAAGGAAUUACAGUACAUCUUCGAAACAGCAAGACUCAACGGAUACAAGGAGACCACAAUCCAGGCAAUCAUCGAUAAAAAAGCGAGAAUUCUACAAAGGAGAUUAUUUACAACCCUCACCACAGCACCUGAACCAUUGAAACGAGUGUCCGUUCCAUUUGAUCAAGAUAUUACUUGUAAACUAAGACCACAGUUAAAACAAUUCGGAUUAGAUUUAGUUUUCACCAGUAGACAUAACCAGUUGAAAUCAUUGUUAGGAUCCACUAAAGACCCAGUUAAUCUGUAAUCAUUGUAACAAAGUAUAUGUAGGACAAACCAAGAGAACUUUAGCAACUAG
Messenger RNA from Ochlerotatus camptorhynchus, 2299 nucleotides. RefSeq lists its product as uncharacterized. The record is from RefSeq and is a predicted model, not a curated record. Lineage: Eukaryota; Metazoa; Arthropoda; Insecta; Diptera; Culicidae. Bases 110 to 2248 code for a protein of 712 amino acids. The transcript is spliced from 2 exons.